Messenger RNA from Prinia subflava (tawny-flanked prinia), 5897 nucleotides. RefSeq names its product CD86 molecule (gene CD86). The record is from RefSeq and is a predicted model, not a curated record. Bases 3390 to 4253 code for a protein of 287 amino acids. Gene Ontology annotation, biological process: T cell costimulation; cellular response to lipopolysaccharide; positive regulation of T cell proliferation. The transcript is spliced from 6 exons. NCBI's taxonomy places the organism in Eukaryota, Metazoa, Chordata, Aves, Passeriformes, Cisticolidae. Gene Ontology annotation, cellular component: external side of plasma membrane.
AAUUGCCCUCAAAAGUAAAGGUUGCUCUUUUUCCCAAACAUUGAUGUUAGAGUUCUUUGCCAUCCAGAGGGACCUUGACAUGCUUGCAAGGUGGGUCAAUGCAAACAUCAUGAAGUUCACCAAAGCAAAGUGCAAGGGCCCACACCUGGGUUGUGGCAAUCCCAGGGACACAGGCUGGUGAAGUGAUUGAGAGCAGCCCUGUGGAGAAGGACUUGGGCGUGAUGGUUGAUGAAAAAUUCAACAUGAGCAGGAAGUGUGCACUCACAGCCCAGAAAGCCAAGCGUACCCUGGGCUGUAUCUAAAGAAACAUGGUCAACAGACUGAGGGAGGUGAUUCCUCCCAACACAGGAAGGACAUGGAACUCUUGGAGAAAGCCCAGAGGAAGACCUCAAAGUUGGUAAGAGGACUAGAGCCCCUCCCAUAGCAAACUUCCAGUGUCUGAAGGGAAUCAUCAUCAGGAACUGUAGUGAUAGGAAAAGCAGGAAUGGGUACAAAUUCCAAGAGGGGAAAUUUAGGCUGGAUAUUAGGAAGAAAUUCUUUACUGUGAGGGUGCUGAGGCACUGGAACAGGUUGUCCAGAGAAGUUGUGGAUGUCCCAGUCCUGACAGUGUUCAAAGCCAGGUUGGUUGGGCUUGGAACAACCUGGUCCAGUGGGACAUGCCCAUGGCAGGGGGCAUUGGGACUAGUGAUCUCUAAGGUUUCUUCCAACUCCUAACAUUCUAUGAUUUUAUGACACAGGACAGGAAUCCCCCUGUACUAAGCCAAGUGGGAACUGCCUCAUGAGUUUUCUCAGACCAGUUUGGACCAAACCAAAGCUCUCAUGAAUCAGGCCUGUAAAGUGCAUGUGCUCAUACGGUUUCUCCUUUCAGUGACUGCACUGCAGACAUAGUAAAUAAAAGGUUGAGUGUGUCUCCUGACUCCAUAUUGACAUAAUUUUGAUUAAUAUACUUCUCCAUUUUCAUCUCUGACAUCCACAUGUGAUUUGUAAUUGUGAGUCAUGGAGAUACCUCCAGGAAUGGCUGAAAAAGCUCCAAAAGGGAAGAAAGACACACCAUGUAUGCUAGCUUUAUUUAGAAAGAGAAAAUGUUUACCUCCCUGUGGACUGACCUUACAUUAUUCAGGAUUUCAGAGAUAAUUUUAAAGCCCUGGGUCUUCCAACCACUUCCAUCUCAUCAGUUAUCAUUGGCACUAUGAAAAAGUGCCACUUCCACAGAUGGAUGCACUGUGAACAGCAAAACUGCACAUCCACUCACAGACCCACAAUGUCUUUCCUCUCUUAUCUGCACCCCUUUCACUGCUGGUCAAUUCUGGGACACAACAAGAUUUUCAAUGGCCUCAAUAAGAGAGAAUUGAGCACAGCAUUGGUAUUGAAUAUGCCAAAGGAACGGUGUGAGUAGCCCACAGUGAUACUGUGUAAUUCCCCUUCCUCCCUUCAGUUUUCUGGACACCGGCUCCAAGGAUUUGCAUUUGUUGCUUAAAGGCAUUUUAUAAAGAAGGAGAAGAAAAGCUGCUUGCAGCACUGAAGUUGUAGCAGCCCAAUUAAUGAUUCAGCAGUUCUCUGUAAAGCAGCUCCCAUGAGAGAAGCAGCUUGUCACACUCACACUCAGUGACAAGCAAUUCCCCUCCAUAGGAAAGUUGGGUGUACACCCCUCUGCAGACUCACAGGAUCCUUUUUCAUGCCAGCACCCCAGAAAUGCUCCUUCUUGUGGAAGACAGCAGCCAGAAAAACUGUAGGAACUCUGAGACUUCUGUCUUCACAGCUCCAAAUCCAAACCAUAACAAAAGGCAUGCAGUGCUAUUUGGUAUAUUUGCCUGGGCUUUUUAUCUCUCACUCUCAUUUUCAGUUCUGAUUUUGGUCUUUGCUUCUGUGAGACAGUCAUUGCAAAACAUGCAGUACGCUCUCUUCACUUAUGCCAGUACUUGCUGAAUUGCUUUAAUUUCUCUUCUUACACAUCUGCACUGAAUCAAAAAAAAAAAAAAAAAAAAGCUAUCCUUUAUUUUUCACUUGACUGAAAGCCAAAAUUCUUAUUUAUAGGAUGGAAAUAUGAUGGCUGCAAAGCAGUUUCUGUCCUUUUCAGUGGCUUGCCACAGGCAUUUUUACUUAGGCAGUCAGUUGUCUGGUUCACUUCAGUGGAGCCCAGCCUGGGAGGGGAAAACCCCUUGAUAAAAGUUUACCAUGCAGUUGCGUGGCUGGAGCAGAAAAAAAUUACCUCUGUCUAUGACAAUGGAUUCUGCAUGAGCCCUCCCUCCCCUUCUGCCUCUUCUGCCAUGACAGGUGGAUCAAAAGAAAAUUAACUAUAUCCUCCAAGCCACGUGGACUUCUUUCUCCCCUUUCCUAAGAAAAGGCAGGGUGAAGUUGGAAAAAAUACCAUUGUUAGUCCUGUACAUUACAAUACACUCACAAAACAUGUCAGUGGACUGAGUGGAAUUUUGUAUUAAACAGAAAAAGACACCAGAGACCUGGAGUAAAGGUAAAGACCCAAGUGUACCAGCCUAAAAUAAAACAUGACAAAAAAAGAGAAACCAACAACAGGAAAGCACACUACUAGUGAGGACAGCAGACAGCAAUCUCACUGUUUUUAGGUAGUAUGAGAGCUGGAGAAUUUUACAUCUGCUCCUGCAAAAGAGAUUUCUUUGGAGCUGUUUGAAGGAGGAGAGCAAAGUAUUUUGGCAAGGGUGAUAUGGAGGCUUCUCCCAAAUAUAUGGAAAAGGCACACAAAAACCACAAAGGUUCCGCUUAAAAUGCAAAGUAGCAAACACAGACCAGAUGCAUGUUCUAGUCUCAGGGUGCAUGGGAAUGACAUUUGGCUCUUUACCAGGACUAUGGGCCCUUACAGCACAUAAACCAAACAGCCAGAGAGGUGUUUUACUCAGGAGACAAGACACAGUGGUUUUAUCUUGUUUUCUAAAGAUAAACUAAUUUUUUCUUUACCAUGAGCUAUGUGCUGUUUAGCAUCAGCUCUCUGUAUUAUAUAUCAUAGGAUUUCUCUAUGUUAUUCUUUGCUGUUAAGAUAGGGUCCUGUCACAAAACUGAAGAUCAGACACUCCAUCACUUCCGGUAGCUGACAUCACCGAGAUGUCUCCCCCACAUCUUCUUUCUUCGUCACACUCUCCUCCUCCUCUACUUUCAAUUCCCCAUCUUCUUCCCCACACUGCCAGGCCAAGCAUGCUCCCCAUUCCUCUUUCCUCCACUACAGGCGUUUUGGGUACUUGUCCUGCCCUUUGGACCUCAGGGACUCAGUGUUCCUCCCAUGGCAUACACAGUCUGCAGUAAUCUUGCACCACAUCACCUUCUCUGUAAACCAGAGAACUGCCAUGGCAUGCUAGUUGUGGUUGCUAAAGGCUGGGAAACACAUAGAUGUCCUUGCACUAGUCUAUGGAAAAAGUGCCAUGGAGGUCUGCAUAUUCUUCCUUUGUGCUAUGAUACUUCUCCCAGGUAUUGCUGCCAGUGCUCUUCCGGUCAAAGCAUUUCUCCAUCACACUGUACUCCUAUCCUGCUAUUUUCCAAACUCUCAGAAAAUUGACGUAAAGAAUUUAAUCAUUUUUUGGCAAAAAGACAUUAAUAAAGUGGUGCACGAAGUAUAUUACGGCCAAGAAAAACAUGAGAACCUCAGUCCUGAAUACAUAAAUCGCACCAAGAUGGACAUGGGCAAAUGGACCUUGCAGUUGUUAAAUGCAGGAGUCGAGGAUGAGGGACACUAUCAGUGUAUUAUUAUGCAAAAAAUAACUAAACGACCACCAGAGGUCAUACACACAUCUGAGUGCUCACUGCACAUCAUUGCCAACUAUAGUCAACCUGUGAUAGCAGAACUGCAUUCCGGGGAACUAAAGCCCAACGGAUACUUGAAUCUUUCCUGUUCUUCCAAUGGAGGUUAUCCAGAGCCCAAGGAGAUGACUUGGCUAAUUUCACAUGAGAACAUAACACGCAGCAGUACAGCUCACAUGGAUGUCUCACAGGAUCCUGUGACGAAGCUGUACAACGUUACCAGCAGGCUGAAUAUCCCGGUUCCUUCAAAGGGCCACACUAAUAUCAGCUGCUUGCUUUACCUUAGGGAGCAGCUGGGAAAUCUUGUCUCAGUCCCACUGGCCAUAGAGAUACAAGAGACAGAAAUGGAGCAAGCAAAGAUAAAUUUCUUUGGCCCACUUAUUGCUGUGGUUGUACUGAUCACUUCUGCACUUCUUCUGGGUUUUGUGAUAUUAAAGAAGAACAGAAAUAACUUGUCUACCAACCAGAGUGUCAGUCUAGCAGUCUAGAAGCUAUCCAUCUUGAAAUUGAGGCCAUCAGCCAGACUGCCGACUGGGAACCACCUCUGCACACAGCAAAGUCUGAGAUCCCAUGUUUUUAGAGGUUCUGCCAGAACAAGACUCCUCCUCAGAAGCCCUACAGAACAUGCAACAUUUUUGUGUGAUGGCUGAAACCUACUGCCCAGUGUUCUCUGCCUUUUUUGCUCCAGAAUGGUAGUAAAUAUAAUGCUCUGCCGGUCUGCAUGACUACCUUUUUGUUGUAUCUUUUAUUAUGCACUGUGACAAUGUAAAAUCCUGAGAGUCAGUGGAGAAAGCGGAGCUGCAUGGGUCACAGAAUGUCUCAGAGACAGAAGGAGUUAAAUCACAAUCUGUGAAUCAUAAUCAUCACUGUAAAUAUGAUCAGAGGUAGGCUAUUACCCAUGGAAUCAUAGAAUGACUUGGGUUGGAAGGGACUUGAAGGUCAUCUAUUUUCAAACAUCCUGCCUAACCAUGAGCCCUAAAUGCUUUUGGCAGAGCCACAGAGGCUUUGUACCAGUAACUUUCUCAUAAAGCAUCACAUUAGAAAGAGGAACUUCGGGGCACUUCCCCACCUUCUGAGAAAACUCCUGGAGUUCCUAUCAAGCAUUUGAAACUAAAAAUAAUCUAAAGGAAAUACUUGCUUUAAACAUAAUUUGUGAUUAACUUAAUUUUUUAAUAUCAUCCAAGCUUAAUAUACCCAGACAGUUAAUACCUCCACACUUUGUUCCUCUGUCUUCUGAGAGCUGUAACAGUUGUUCAGGUAGAUGCAGGGAUAGAAAAUGAUAGCAUGAGGUAUCAUAUGUGUGUAUAUCUAACCAUACAAAUGUAGACUGAGCAGAUAAUGAAAAAAUAUUGCAUAAGUCAUGUUCCUUUUUGGUUGUCUAUGUUCUCCCUUCUCUUAAUUUUACUUUAGACCUUGAUGACUGAGCAAUUCAUAUACAUGUGGUAUGUUCAGCCAUAGGAAGGAGUUUUAUCUUUCAGAAAAGAUCCUUUGUUUUGCUCAAAAUGUGUCAGUUCUCCAAUCUUGAAUGAUCUCUGCACUUUAUAUUCUUCAACAGCACUGACAUCGUUCAGGACAAAGAAUGCAGCAGAACUGAGACAAAAUCCUUCUGAGAUCUUGAUUGUGCUUGUAGGUCCGACACUUGCAGAAAGAGCAGGGACAUUAGCAUCAUAUUGUCAAGACAAAUUUCAGCUCAGACUUGCAGUCUGGGAACAUAAAUUCUCUACAGUUGUUGGGUAGAAAUAUUCUAUUCUGUUAAAUGAUGUGAGUUGCUAGAUUUCACCUCAAUUUUUACUCCAUUUUCAAUUGUGUGAGAGAAAUGUAUGUCCUUUUGAGUUAGCUAGACUAUUUGGGAGUAAGUUUACUAAGCUAUUACACUAACAUUACAAAUAUUUUCAUUCAUUAAUAUCAUUCAAAUGUUAUUACAAGGUAAAGGUUUAAAUUUUUUGUAAAAGUUUAUACUUUCUAGCAAACUUAUUUAAUGAUGGAUUAAAACAUAUGUCUUUUUCUGUGUUGCUGUUUUUAUUCUUCUUCCAUCAAAGCAUCAUGUUAGGGAAUACCAACAUUUGGUGUUCUCAAGGAGGAAACAUUUCCAGAAUUACUUCUUGGAAGCAAAUGAAUAAAAAAGGUUUGCC